This is a messenger RNA of Ostertagia ostertagi, 501 nucleotides long. NCBI's taxonomy places the organism in Eukaryota, Metazoa, Nematoda, Chromadorea, Rhabditida, Trichostrongylidae. The record is from the annotation of a GenBank genome assembly.
AUGCGCGACUACCAAGCAUCGUUUCAGGUGGCUGUCAUCUUCGCUAUUCUCCUCGGUGGUUUAUUACUACUGGCUCUUGUCAUUGGAGGCAUCUACUUUGUCUGUGUGAAUAAUAUGCGCGACAGUGACCAAAAAACGGCUUCAUUCGGGCGGGGCGGAAUUCAUCAGCGGCAUGGCCGCCACCCCAGGCGCCAUCCUACACUGCGCCAUAUCGUGAGGGACCUACCACCACGGCCGUGCUCACUUCACCUACUCCUGUGCAGAGUUAUGACUGCUGAGUCGCCAGCACAGGGUUCUACUCAGUACAUGACACGACCGCAGUACUCAACUCAGGUGCCACUCGUUACGCCGACCCGAGUCGAGGAGUUCGGACCGAGUGUCCACUACCGACCACUUCAACCCGAUGUCAUCUACACUCAGGGACCAUCCGGUUACAUACAGAGCACACCAGUCGAAUACACCGUGACGAGUCUUCCCUCAUAUCAUCAAUCGUCCGUCUGA